UUUUAUGUGAAACAGUGUUUAUGGUUUUAAAGAGAGAAGGGUUGAGCAGGAAAUUGUGUGUUGAGAACUGAGAAGCCGAAAGCAGAAGAAAGAAACAUGUCUCUUGAUCCUUUGGUCCAUGUGGCUCUCUUGCCCAGUGCUGGAAUGGGCCAUCUCACACCAUUUCUGAGGUUAGGUGCUACGCUUCUCCACCAAAAUUGUCAUGUCACCCUCAUCACUCCUCAACCUUCAGUUUCAAAAGCUGAAUCAGAACUCAUAUCUCGGUUCCUCUCAGCAUUCCCUCAAGUAAAUCAACUCAAGUUUCAUCUUCUUCCUUUUGACGGAGACAUUUCCGUCAACGACCCUUUUUUCAUUCAGUUUGCAACUGUUCGUAGCUCCUCACACCUUCUACCUCCUUUGCUUGCCUCGGUUUCACCACCUUUAUCUGCUUUUAUCUAUGACAUGACGCUUAUUACCCCUCUUCUUCCUAUUGUUCACACUCUUGCCGUACCUCAUUACAUCUUAUUCACUUCUUCAGCUGCCAUGUUCUCUCUCUUCUCUUACUUCCCUACUGUGGCUUCAUCUGGUGUUGAUGAUGCUGUUGAGAUUCCAGGGGUCUUAACCUUACCUAGAACAUUGAUCCCUCAUUUUCUUCUGAUCCCUGACCACCCCUUUGCUAAAAUUUUCAUGGAAGAUGGUCCUAAGGUCACCAAAACACAUGGGGUUUUCAUCAACAGUUUUGAAGGAGUAGAAGCACAGUCUCUUGAGGCUCUUAAUGGUGGGAAAGUGGUGAAAAAUUUGCCGCCAGUUCAUGCAGUUGGUCCUUUUGUGCCUUUUGAGUUUGAGAAGCUUGCCCAAAGGGAAGCACCAAUAUAUAGCUGGCUUGAUGAUCAGCCUAGUGGAUCUGUGGUGUAUGUUAGCUUUGGAAGCAGAAUAGCCGUGGGAAGGGAGCAAAUGAGAGAGAUAGGAGAUGGGUUGGUGAGAAGUGGAUGUAGAUUUUUGUGGGUGGUGAAGGAUAAGAAAGUUGAUAGGGAGGAGGAAGAAGGGUUAGAAGCGGUGUUGGGGCUUGAGCUUGUGGAGAGGAUGAAGGAGAAGGGAUUGGUGGUGAAAGAAUGGGUGGAACAAGGGAAGAUUCUAGAACACAAAGCUGUGAGAUGGUUUGUGAGUCAUUGUGGAUGGAACUCAGUGAUAGAGGCUGCAUGGUAUGGUGUGCCAAUCAUGGGGUGGCCUCAGAUUGGAGAUCAGAAGGUAAAUGCCGAAGUGGUGUCAAAGGGAGGGUGGGGUAUGUGGAAGAGAGAGUGGGGUUGGGAAGGAGAAAGAUUGGUAAAAGGGGAGGAAGUUGGAGAGGCCAUAAAAGAGUUGAUGAGUGAUGAAUCUCUUGUGAUCAAAGCUGAACAAGUUAAAGAAGCUGCAAGGAAGGCCAUCAGUGUAGGUGGUGGAUGCCUAGUUACUCUUCGGACACUAACUCAAGAGUGGAAGAAGAAUGGUAAGAACAUUUGAGAGUCAAUGAUGUUGAAUUUGGCAGUUCAAUAAGAAUUAGGACCCUUUGCUGAUUCCAUUUGCAUUAAUAAUACUGAAGACAUUGUUAAGACAAUAAACAAAGAUGGUGACUUUUUUUCUUCCUCUUUCUCCCAACAUUUUGUUCUUUCUAUUCAUCUAGUGACUGUAGGUGAAGGGAAAAAAUAGCACUUGGUUAUUUAUUAUUCAU
Messenger RNA from Abrus precatorius (Indian licorice), 1687 nucleotides. Its product is annotated as UDP-glycosyltransferase 13-like. The coding region runs from base 97 to 1479 and encodes 460 amino acids. NCBI's taxonomy places the organism in Eukaryota, Viridiplantae, Streptophyta, Magnoliopsida, Fabales, Fabaceae. The transcript has a single exon. The record is from RefSeq and is a predicted model, not a curated record. Gene Ontology annotation, molecular function: UDP-glycosyltransferase activity.